GUAAUCCGAUUGGGCUAAAUGCUUCCUCAAAAUGGGCUUUGAACUUCACAGGCUAUACAGAAAUAGAAGACACAGCCGGUGGAAGUAUGCUAACUGGGAGAGCCUCAAUUAAAUUAUUAAAUUAAAGCAUGUACACUAAGCUACUUAUCUAGCUUAUUCACGAGCUCGCUUGGGAAGCCAGUGAUAUCACCGACAGCACUUCGCUAACUGUUCUAUAUCAAGAGGAGACUAGAUCGGGCUAGCAGAUAGCUAACGUUACAGAUGCAGCCAUCAAACUACAGGUGGAAACUGAUAGCUAGCUAAAUUAUUCGGCUAGUUUGAAGCAUUGCAAGAUUGCACCAAGCCAGACCUUUGAAUUGGCUAGCCCCUUGUGCUACGAAGAAGAAAUACAGGCUCACUGACCGCUAGCAAUCUUUUGAUUAAUUCAAAGACUGAGGGAAUGGACUUUACAUUGGACUUUGCGGCAGGAUGUAUAGGAGGUGCUGCAGGUGUUUUGGUUGGCCAUCCUUUUGAUACUGUAAAGGUACGACUCCAAGUUCAGAGUGUGGACAGACCUCUGUACCGCGGCACGUAUCACUGCUUCCAGUCUAUCGUACGACAAGAGUCUAUGACAGGGCUUUACAAAGGCAUCGGCUCCCCCAUGAUGGGCCUGACCUUCAUCAACGCCAUCGUGUUCGGUGUCCAGGGCAACGCCAUGCGCAGGCUGGGCCACGACACACCGCUCAACCAGUUCCUGGCUGGGGCAUCGGCGGGGGCAUUGCAGAGCAUCAUUUGCUGCCCUAUGGAGCUGGCCAAGACACGGAUGCAGCUGCAGGGCUUGGGCGAGAGGAAAUCCAAGCAGAAGUUGUACAAAAACUCACUGGACUGCCUGGUGCGCAUCUACCGGAAGGAGGGCUUCUGCGGAAUCAACCGGGGAAUGGUGACCACGCUGGUCCGUGAGACGCCGGGCUUUGGGAUCUACUUCUUGACCUACGAUGUCCUGACGCGCCACUUGGGCUGCGAGCCCGACGACCCCUACAUGAUCCUCAAGUUGCUGUUUGCCGGCGGCAUGUCGGGCAUCGCCUCGUGGAUCUCCACCUACCCUGUGGAUGUCAUAAAAUCGCGGCUCCAGGCGGACGGCGUGGGUGGCCACAACAAGUACAACGGCAUUGCAGACUGCAUGCGUCAGAGCAUGAAGCGGGAGGGCUGGCGGGUGUUCACGCGUGGCCUCACCUCCACACUGCUUCGGGCAUUCCCAGUCAACGCCACAACCUUUGCCACCGUGACUCUGUUCCUCAUGUACAUGCGGAACGACGAGGGCGGCAUCACAGACUGCGAGCCCCUACCUGCCCACUCCUCACUCACUGCGAGCCCACAGCAGGCCCAGCCCUCAAGCCUGUGACCUGGGGAAGAUGGUGCUUCUGCUCUGGUGACCCUGACUGGAGUGGAGGUGGUCCCACAGUGCACCAGUUAAGCUGCUGAGACCUGAGUGACUUGACCACUCGACAAAGGAUAUUUUUAUACAAUGUAUUUUAAGAUUGGAAAACUUCGGUUGUAAAUAUUUACGUGUCCAUUUUUGACCCUUGGUUUUCUACAGAGCAGCUUUUUUUUUCUCUCAAUAGUUUUAUUUUUUUGGUGAAUUAAUUUGUCACUGGAAGCAAUCACACUGAAAAAGUACUCAUUACUGAACUGGUCAUCCUGGUUACAAACAAAACACCUGUAUACAUGUAUUUAUGCACAGCUUAGUAUAUUUAUAUUGCAGGGUUGGAGUAACGGAUUACAUGUAACAAAACAAACUAAUCUGUUACCAGCAAAAUUAUUGUAUUCAGAUUUGAUACUUUUGAAUUCAGAAAGGAUGUUUGGGGCCGGGGAAAUCGGACUCCUUUCCAUUUUCUCUUGACAUUCAAAUCAGCAAGUUUAAAGGGAUACUUAAAGAUUUGAUCUACUUCCCCGGAACUCAUGGAUACCAUUCUUAUUUCCGUGUCCAGUAUGAAGGAAGUUUGGCUAGCGAAACUACCUCCCAUGACUAUGGGUAUCUGCUAGCAGAUGCCUAUAGACUUUGUCAUUAAAAUGCAACAUCCAUUAUGGCCAGCCCUUAUCAUUGAUUUAUCCUGCAAUAAUGUCAUUCAAUUGGUAAUAUUAAUUUGUCUUCUAAUCAUCUUAAGGGGAAAGUAACAGAGUAAAGUUUGAGGAAUCCAAAAGUUACGUGACUGAUUUAGAAUUUCACAUGUAAACUAGUAAUUAACGGAUUAACCUACCCAACCCUGCUUAUAUGUAUGUAUGUCUGAAAAUAUGUACAUAUGCUGUACUGUAUACACAAGUAAAGCUUUCCGAUGAAAAGACCAACUCUGGAGUCCUAUUUUCGAGUACAUAGUUUGGAAUCCAUAAGGGUCUGUUCACAUUGCUUGCAGGGAAAAAACUAUGCCAGAAAGGAAGCCAUUUCAUUCGUUCUAAUCAAUGAUUCUGCUGGCUAGGACCAAUGAAAUGACUUCCUUGCAUAGAUUUUUACGGCGAGCAGUGUGAACGGAGCCUUAGGCCCACGGGUGAAGAGUAUCUUGAGUAACCAUUUUGGAAAGCCAUUGGACAUUAGAGUUGGGUGCGACGUCUGCACAAACUGGUUCCUGAUUUACACAACUCUUAGUUCUUUUUGAUAAUCCUAAUUUAAACACUCAGGGGCAUCAAGUCAAUCAUGUCCCAGACCUUGUAAAGGUGGCACCUUAUUUUACUGAAACACUCGGCAUUAACAAAUGUGCUGAAAUUAUUGCAGUGUUAAGUAUGAAAUGGCACGACCAUAUUGCACAGCGAAAUAAGUGAAUUGUUUUGAUUCAGGACAAGUGUUUUUUACAGUAGCAUUAUAUUGUAUUUGAGGCAGCACAGUCCCUAGAAAAUGUAGCGAAUUAAAUCAGCCUGAUUGUUACAUACCAACUUAAUAUUGAAUGAUGUACAUGUCAUGAUUUGAGAAAUGAUCCUACAAGUAUGAUAUGUAUGUAAACAAAUGUAUUAAGGAUAUUGCAUCCUUUCACUGGAGAGGUUAAACUACCAACACUGGAUAUCAAAUUGAAUUGCACGUGCAUGCGUUUCCCAAUAACUCGUUUCUAUAUGCUGGAUGACACUGCUUGUACAAGAGUAACGUACUGGAUGAUGUAUACUAUAUUGGGGUCAGUGCUUUCUCUCGUCUUAUUUAUUUUAUGGCACAAUUUAAGUGUGAUCGUAGACACAAGGGCAACUCAACUAUAUGGAAUGCUGCUUCCUAUGUUUUACUGUUACAGAAAACCAUCAGCAUUGGUUGUACUGUACAGGUUGGAUGGCAUAUGUCCAAUCAGAGCCAGAGUCCAGAAGGGCUCAGGUGCUUGAAAAGGGCAAGUAACUUUUCUUUUGUACGUGUAAUGUUUGUUCUUUUAUAGGUCUUAAUGUCUUGCAACCAAAGCAAUAUGUGGAAAAAGAAAUGGCUGAAUAAAAACCUAUCUAAUA
Molecule: messenger RNA, 3450 nt
Organism: Oncorhynchus tshawytscha (Chinook salmon)
Lineage: Eukaryota; Metazoa; Chordata; Actinopteri; Salmoniformes; Salmonidae
Product: mitochondrial basic amino acids transporter
Exons: 4
Coding region: 440-1381 (313 amino acids)
Biological process (GO): mitochondrial L-ornithine transmembrane transport
Cellular component (GO): mitochondrion
Molecular function (GO): high-affinity L-arginine transmembrane transporter activity
Source: RefSeq, a predicted model, not a curated record